GGUCUGCAUCGAGUGAUUUUGUUUCAUCUGCACAACCGCGCCUACUACCCAUCUCUAGCCACCCUAUCAAGCUUCAAGCUCCUGUCCAGCACGCUGAGUAUAUUGGGCUACGGUACACUGGAGUUGAUGUCAUUGAUCAUGACUUUGGUCACUCUGAAACGAGUGUUAGGCUUCUCUUCGCUGAGUCAACUCACGUUCGUUCUAGAGAAGCAAGCCAACAAGAUCCAGAGCAAGCUAAUGAUCCUGUUCGUGUACCUCAUGGAGGUAUCACUGGUACACCUCGGCUCCGACCUCAGCUUCAAAUUUGCAUGGAUAAAAUCUAAUCCAGGACCUUGA
Messenger RNA from Phytophthora sojae, 336 nucleotides. RefSeq lists its product as hypothetical. The annotation marks the transcript as partial. The transcript has a single exon. NCBI's taxonomy places the organism in Eukaryota, Oomycota, Peronosporomycetes, Peronosporales, Peronosporaceae. The record is from RefSeq and is a predicted model, not a curated record.